GUCGUGCCUUCUAACACACACAGAUGCGAGGGAGACGUGCAUCCACCUUCUUGUUUGCUGUUCCAUUUUGUUGACACUGCUGUGUGGCUUGGUGUCCUGACACUGUGAUUCCUUCCUUGGUGCCUGAAGCAACAUUGAGACGAUGGACCGCAUCAACAAAUGGAGAAAGGCCCACAAGGCUUCGAAGGAAGCAAAAUCGCAAAAGGAGAAAAGGGUAUGCAUUCCACCUCUCUUCAAUGCCGUCCUGAAUGUCGCAGCCAACUUUGCCAAAGUCGCCGGCCAAACGGAGUGGUCCAAGCUGGUCAAGGGCCUGGGCUUCCUGCCGCAGUACUUUUCUGCCUCGACAACCCUUCGCGAGGCUGCGCUGGAGCUGGCCGUCGCCCUCCUCAACACUGUCGUCGAUCAGUUUGUGGGCGCAAGCACUGAUCCGGACACGAUGAGUGGCCGGUCAUUUGACCUGUGCGCCCAAAUCUGUGUGCUCCUGCUUGAGCACAGGAACAUCCUCGACACUGCCCACCGCCAACCGGACCUCCUCCGCACCCUCGCUCGUGCUUCGGUGCGCCAACCCCAGAUUCGUGAACACGUGUACCGUCACAAGAACAAGGGCAUCGUCCACACGCUGGAUGCCGCGGACACCAACAGCAAGGGACCAUCCUCCCUUGUGCCCAACUUUCGAUUCACCUGGACCGAUGAUCGCGUGGAUGAGAUCAGCCAGGCGACCUGGGAGCACCAGCGCAAGCUCUGGCGCCCCGACACCCUCGCCCGCGUCUUUUCCCUUCUCACUUCAACCGAUGAUGAGCUCAACGACUUCAUUCGCCACGUGCUGCGUGAGUCCCUCGCCGCAAACCUCACCGCCGACGAAAGCAAGGACCUCAUGUACAAGCUGGGCACCAUUGCGUUUUCGACCAACGUCAGCAACACCCACGUGUCCGCAUUUUGCCAACUGCUGGACGUGUCAGCAUGGGAACGCGCGUUCACCGUGCUCACUGGCGCUGCAUCGGACCCCGAAGCACACGAAGCCUUCCUCCAGUCCUCGACCCUUGCAACCGUCUGUGCUGCCGUUCGUGGCACUCUGGAAUCGGGCCUGGCUGAAUGGCUGUGCCAGCCAGCUCAGGACAACAUCGCCCGCACCCGUCUCCUCCAAGCCGUUCAACAGCACGUGGACACAACGCUACAGCUGUCAGCCUCCGUCGCGGGUUCCUCAACGACACCGCCAUCUGACACUCUUCAAGCAUCCCACACGCCCCAUAUCAACUCCACCAGUGCACUGGACACUCCCCAGCCCGACUCGGCACUCGGCACGUUCGUCUCGCCCAAAUCCUCCUCGCCUGACUCUUCUAAAAACCCAAGCAACGAUCUCAGCAACGCUGCUGAUGAUGAUGAUGACGAUGACGAUUGGGGUGCUGGCCACGAUGACCAAACCGAUGGUGUCGGCAAUGAUGCCAAUGGUGCCAAUCACACCACUGCUGCCGAUAAUGAUGAUGAUGAUUGGGGCGAUGACAGCACCACUGACAGCACCACUGACAGCACCACUUUCAAUGGCGGUCCUCAAACGGAUGCUGACACUCGCGCAGCUCUCAUCCAGCGCGUGACCGACCUCAUCAAGGAACACUUGAGCACACUGUACCACCUCGUUCUCCGCCGCACAAACACCAUCCUUCAAUUUCACCUGCAAUCCAGCAACACAGAGGCAGUCUCCACGGUCUGUGUUGAGGUGCUGGAGAUUGUGCACAAGAGCAGCACCUUGGCCUUGCUGGACCUGCAUGAGGUUACCGACCUGAAGGAUCUCCUCUCCAAUCUCCUGCGCAUCAACACCGCCCCGUCCGAUGGCCUCCUCGUCGCCCUCGUCCGCCACAUCCGCCCAAAGCCUGCCACGCUGCAUCACCUUGCCACAGAGUCGAACAGGCGCCGCCUCCUCGGUCGACUCCAACUCGUUCAACGCAUCCUGGUUGAGUGUGUGGAGCGUGAUCCCUCUGAAAUGUACAACGCAACGGAAGAGACCCUCGACUUGCUUGCUGCAGCCGUGCCAGACCACACCGCCUGUCCGGCUGACUGUGCCGCUGCCUUCCUGGCCAUCUUCGGCAGUUCCGGUGCUUUCCAGUUCACGCCAGCCCACGCCAGCCACAUCAUCGAGGUCCUGGCUGCCACGUCGCUCGAUGGUGAACAUGCCACUCCAAGCAACACUCCAGCCACUGCUGAUACAACUGUCAUGGCGCCCACCACAACAACAGCCCACGCCUCUGUCGCUGACCCAAAGACUGAGCAGCGCACGCGCCUGUGCAUGCUGUUGCUCUCGCUCACCCGUUCUGCUGAUAAAGAGGUGAUCCAGCGUAAUUGGCAGUUCAUUGCUGACAGGCUCCUCGCCGGCCUGCCCCUCAUCACAGCCACGCCGCAGCAGCACAAGGCGUGUUGGCACGUCCUCUUCCGUGCAGCGCCAGCCCUGACUGCGAGGACCAAGAUUCUGGCCGCCUUGUUCGAAUUCUGCAUGCAGCAGUGGCUUCAGCACGACGAGCUAGCGUGGGCAAAGGGAGACGCCCUUGUCGACACCCUGCAAGUGCUGUCUCAGAGCAACCGCACCCGCACCCGCAACCUCAUCAAGGACCAGAUCGCCAAAGCCAUGCACACGCUCACGCACAUGCUAUCGUUCGACCGUCGAACUUCGCCAGCGUACGCCCUCCUGUUUGAGCUCGUGAAGCCCCACGACCCAGCCUCCGUCAUCGACGGCAACGAUGAUGAUGGCGAGUUUGACAGCGGUGCUCCAUCCCGCAGUGAGCAGCUGCACGUCAGCGCCACAGACGCAGACUCCAAGUUCCCUCUCCCCGCAGCAUUCAAGGAAGGCCUACAGCAUGCUGUGGCAGAGUACAACACGAGCGAGGCUCAUUCUUUCGAGAUCAUCAGCGAUGGCGAGCGCGCCACCUUCAGUGGACACAUCCUUGGCAACUGCUUCAACUCUGCGAGCGCGUAUGCACAGGCUUGCAAGACGUUUCCGCCAGCAGACUGGGGCGUGGUCCCCACAACCCGCACCCUGCAGUACCUCAAGACCAUCUUGUCCACACUUCGCACUAACGACAACCUGCUCCUGCAAGGCGAGACUGGUGUGGGCAAGACGAUGCUGACGCUCUUCGCCGGCCAUCUCGCCAACCAGGUCGUGCUGCGCUUCAACGGGUCAUCACACAGCAGCGUUGAGGACCUCUUUGGCAGCGCCACCAACGACCCCACCAAGCCCGGCCACUUUGGGCUUGCCCCUGGCCCCGCCAUCCUUGCCUAUGCCUUUGGCUAUUGGCUGUACAUUGAUGAGGCAAACCUGCUCAAGGAGGAUCUGGUGCAGACCCUGGCCUGCCUGACUGAAGACCGUCUCUCUCUCGCCCCCUUUGCCAAAGGCCUCUCGAUUCUCGACUGCACCUCUGCUUACACGGGCAAGCCCCUGCCCGUCAUUGGCAGCGGCAGUGGCGGUGAUGAUGCUGUCCUCGUGCGAAAACACAAGAACUUCCGUCUCAUCUUCGCCCAGAACCCUUGCGACAGCAGAUACAACCGCGAAAAGCACAGCCUCAACGUCCUCAGUACCUUCGUGCCGCUGGAUGUGACGUGGGGCUCGAACCUUGCAUCCCGCAAGGCCGAGUGGACGAUGAUCGCUGCCAGUGCCCUUCGUGGUGUUCUGCCUGAUGACAUCCACCACAGUCUGUCUUCCGACAAGUUGGCGAGCCAGCUGGUGGACUUUCACGUGCGAAUCACAGAUGCACAGCUCCUCGAAGAGCUUCGUGCCAUCGAGAACGAGGGCGAGGUGUACGAGCAGCAGCACUUCAUGGACUUGACGGUGCGCGAGCUCAAGCGUUUUGCCAGCGCUUGUCGCGCAUACAUGGGCCGCCUCAAGGGAUCCGCUUCGAAGGCUUUCCAAACACACUUGACAGCGUUUGCGCUCAUGCUCUCCUCCAUCUACGGUGCCCGCUUCCAGUGCGCUGCGUCCCGCCAGCGCAUUGCCGCGAUUGCGUUUGAAUGUCUCAACGCAGAUCAGGCGCAAGCAACAGGAGCCUCUCCUCAAGGCCGGUUGCAGAUGCAUGCGCAGGCUGUCUUCAUUGAUGGCAUCCCACUCCAGCGCAAGGUGGCCGCACCCGAGCAUGAUAUCGUGGACAUUGUUCACGACAAGAUCAUGCAGUGCGCGACACACCCCGACUUCAUGCUCCAGUAUGGCUGCUACGACUUUGUCAACCACGCAUGUGUGGAUCGCGUCCGAGCCAUGAUGCGUGAUGAAGGCCGGUCGCUGGGUCAUGCCCUCCUGCAUGCGUAUGUGGCGCCCGUUCGCUGUGUCCGUGCUCGGGCGGACCUUCUCGCUGACAUUUGCAAGACGCUGGAUGCCACGCAUGCAGCGGAGGCACAGCGCCUGCGUGACGUCGACCCGUCCUCUCUGCCAGAGCCCGACCAGUACAUCUGCCCAAUUGUGGUGACAGCAGAGCUGGUGACAGCAGCACGGGAGUGCGCAGUGGCGUUCCUCCUGCGCACACCCUUGAUGAUCUGCGGCCCGAGCGGCGCUGGCAAACAGGUUCUCGUGCGGUUCCUGUCUGCCAUGACCAACAUCAGCCUCACCCACCUCCACCUGACAAAGGAGACGGAGGUGCAAGACUUCAUUGGCAUGGCCAUCCCAGAGACAGACCACGCGACAGGGGACAUGAACCUGCGGUGGCACGAUGGCCACUUGCCUCGCACCAUGCGCAAUGGCGGCAUUCUGGUUCUUGAUGACAUUCUCUCCCUGCAGUCGUCUCUGCUCGAACGGCUCAACCCGGUCUUGGAGGAGAAGCCCACGCUCGUGCUGUCCGAGAACAACCAAGUCUCACCGAUACCUGAGGACGAGAUCAGCGACUUUAUGCGCUUUGUCGCCAUUGUCGAAGCAAGGAACAAGGCCAUGACGCCCGCCUUUGGCAACCGCUUUCACAUGGUGUACCUCAACCCGCCACACAAAUCAUCGACAUGGUUUGUGGCUGCCAGCCGUCUCUUGCUCGGGCAUGAAAUGGGUGAUGGGGAAUGUCCACGUGAUGUCCGUGACCUGACAGCAAAGGCACAUCAAGUCUGGUGCAGUUCAGAGGAGCGACCCAGUGUGCGGCGCUUCGUGAUGCUGUUUGAUGCCGCGUUUCACCUCACCCGCGGUACUACACCUCCCCCACUCAAGAACAAGGCUGCAGCCGCUGUCCGAGAGGCGUGUGAGCUCGUGCUCGCCCAACACCCGAAAACGGCAGAAGUCCUCAAGCAGCAGCUCGUCAAUUCCCUUCCACCCAACAGCAUUGACUAUGUGGAUGCGUUGCUAACGUCACCUCAGCCUGAUGGUGGGGUAACCUUUGUCCUGGACAAGGACACAACACCACGGGUGUAUGCAAACGCGAACAAGGUGCUGCGCGCCCUCAAGGCACGCGUUCCCGUCGUGUUUGAGGGCAGUCAGGCCGUGGGCAAGACGGCAACCGUGACUGCUCUCGUCCACUGGUUGACGCACAAGGCGAUACUGCACAAGACCAACAGUGAUUCCACGCAAGCCACGGACUACCUCUCCUACUGGCGCCCCAGCAAGCAAGGCAACUUUGCCUUUGAAGAGGCAGAGUUCGUGCGCACCCUGCGCAGCGGCACAUGCUUCCUGAACGACGAGUUCAACCUCGCCAACACGUCCACCCUCCUCUCUGUCUUCAUCCCUGUGCUUGACAGCGGCUGCUUGGCGCUUCCAACAGGCGAGUACGUGCACAGAGCACCUGGCUUCUGGCUUGCAGCUUGCCAGAACCCCGUUGGCUUUGCUGGGCGCAAGCCUUUGGCUCGCAAGCUGGCUGACCGCGUGUGUGUCGUGCCGUUCGAGAACCUGACACAGGACGAGCUGACGGAGAUUGCUGCCAAGCGCACAAGAAACGCCAUGAGCACAGACAUGCUGCGCAAGUUUGCUCAGCUGCAGGUGCAGAUGCGUGAGCACACCGCACUCAAGCAAGACCCGGCAGUCACCGUGCGUGAGGUGUGUCGCUGGACACGCCGCAUGCAGGCCACGCCAGAUUCAGCGCCUCACGCCGUUGCGAACGGCAUUGAGUUGCUGGUGGGGCGAUCACAAGGCCAACCGCAGCUUGUCGAUUUGGUCACGAAAGCGUUUGCCAACGAAGAAGACGGCCAGAACGUUGACAGAUUGCACAGCGUAAUGGCGGGUGGGGAUUCCAUCCCCGAUGUUUGCUCUUUUACACUCCCUCGUGAUGGCUGCGUGGAAAUCAGAUAUGAGGGCCAUCCAGCGUCAACAGUUCGGGUCGAGACACAGCUGCCACCAGCUGCCAUUGCACCAUUGCUGACAGCACCCUGCUUCAAGUCCAAGCAGUUUUGCCUUGAUUUCUACCGCUUCUGCAAGUGCUACACAAACAAGGAGCCUGUGCUGUUGAUUGGCCCCACGAGCCGUAAGACUCUGCUCGUAGAGAUGCUGGCCAAGGUGACGGGUCGCCCGCUCUCAACAUACACGCUUGGAACGGAUUCGACGGCAGAAGAGCUCAUUGGCCGCGUCCUGCCAACAACACUCGACGCACAGAUGGCAAGUGCCGUCGAUGUCAUCAGGCGCAUCGACACCAUCCUUGCUGCUCAAGGCACUGCUGAUGCAUCCUUGACCGGCCAGGCGUCUUUGCUGGAAACGGCUGCUGGGUUCAUCGGAAGAGCCGACCUCAACUACACGGACGUGGGCCAAUGGCUCGAGCGAGUUGGCGCCGUAUUCCCUGCUGCUUCAUCGUUCGUGGAAGAGGGAAGGACACUCCUCAACGAUUUGCAGGUGACUCCGAACAAGCAAGGUGAUUCCAGCACGCGCACCGAGCACAACGGAGAUGAUAGUAGCAGUGAUGGCGAAGAUGAUGAUUGGGGUGACGAUUCAAAUGAGCGGUCAUCGUUGCCCACCUCCGCAGCGGGUGAUGGCACGGAACGUGUUGGCGAUGGCAAUGCCGACGAUGACGAGGAUGAUUGGGGUGACGACAGCGAAGAUGCAGAUAUGGAUGAUGAUGAUGACGAUGAUGACGAUAACUGGGGCGAUGAUGGUGGCGCUGAUGAUGAUGCGGGUGCCACACGAGGCAAUGUAAGCAGCCACGACGACAGCUGGGGUGGUGACACCAGCGAGCACAGCUCCCGUCGCUCGUCCUCAUCACUCAGCAUCAUGGAUGAAAAGCCCCAGGAUGGCUCGGACGCCUGGUGGCUCCGGGAGGACAUUAUGGCACCAGGCGACGACACUGCCGAUGAUGAACCGCAGACAAACGCCGUGGACGUGCGAAUCUCCGAGCUGAAGCUCAAGGUUGUGGUGUACAAAGUUGCCUUGCAAGCGCUGCAGUUCAUCACAGCGUCUGUGUUGGCCGUUUCCGAGAGCCGUGACGAGCACACACAAAUGCAACAAGAGCUGGCGGCCUGUAUCGCUCUUCUUCGUCACAGUGUGGAUGCCCUCCUCAAGGAAGAUGUUCAGCACUCGUCUGAAUUCCAGCGCCCGCGCUUCCAAUUCAAGGACGGCCCAGUCACGGACGCUGUGCGGCGUGGUGGCAUGCUGCAUCUGCGUGACUUGCACCGCGCCCCUGCAUCUGCUGUGGAGAAGUUCAACUCUCUCUUGGAGUUGGAGCCUUCGCUCGAGACAAGCGAGUAUGGCAACAUCGACUGCCCGCAGUCGUUCUUCUUUGUCGCUUCCGUCACAUCCGACCGCCGGCUCUUUGAGUGCGGCUUGUCACCGGCUCUCAUCUCGCGCGUCACAGUCAUUGACGUGCAGCCGUACACCAACACUGAGUUUCAGCACCUGGUCAGAGGCGCCCUCGGUAGCGUGGCAGAUACGACGAACGAGCUUGCCCACUUCAUCAACGACGUGUUUGAAGCAUAUGGCUCCUUCAACACGCGCCUUGCGUACCAGAUGAUUGGCUUUGUGCAGCGACACAAGGACCGCUUCGUCCGCGUGCAAGACGGCGUUCUUCACGCUGUGGCGGCGCUCAUAGCGCCUCGGCUGGAUGACGCGGGAAUUGACAAGCUCAACAAGGUCGUGACAGAUCGAUUCCAGUUCAGACUGGAGGAGUUUGAAAAGCAACCCGUUGGCUUCUAUUCACUGCCUCCCGCGCGACAAACAACGCAUGCAUCCUCGACACCAACGCAGCAGCCACAGAAGCUGGAAAUCAUCCCUGGCGAGCACAUCCUGGAACAGGCACAUUUCUUCUCAGCUGACGGUGAUGGUGUGGUGUUCGGUCUUGGUCCUUUCUGCAUCAGAAGUGUGCACACGUCCGCAGAUGUGGCGCCAAAUCUGCAGCUGUAUCCCGGCAUGAGCACCAACCACAAUCUUCGCGCGAUGGCUCGCGUUUUCAGCGCAGGACUAUAUCCUGUUCUCCUGGGCCCACCGGCAAGUGGCAAGCUGUCCUGUGCUCGAGAACUGGCGCGUGCGCUUGGCUACAGCAACGUGACGCUGAUCACGUUUGCGCGUUCCACAUCGAGCGAGGAUGUGAUUGGCCGUUACCACCAAGCGCUGGACGGGUCGUUCCGGUGGGAAGAUGGCGCGUUCAUGACCGCUGUGAAGGCAAACCGAUUCAUCGUGCUCAAAGAUAUCCACCUCAUCAACAACGAGCUUGCUGUCCAGAUUGCUCGCAUCUUGCGCGAGCAUUCAACACCCCCAACAACUGCAAUGAGAACAAGCACAGCUUGUCAGGUGCCAAAGUCGCCGCUUGUGUGCGCGACUGCUCCAGCGUUGGAGAAGGUUGCAGAUCAACUGCAAAUUGCGUUUGCCCCGCUUUCCUUCCAACACAUCCUGCCGAGCAGCCCACACCCUGACUUGGUGUAUCCACUGGUCUGCCACGCAUUCCGCGACAUUGAACAGCUGAGUGUGAGCCACGAACUGUUCAUGCCAUUGGCCCGUCUAUUGUGUGAACUGGUGGAAUUGAGCGAGGACGACUCCACAGAUCUGGUUGGCGCAUUUCCGUCCUGGUCCCUGCGUGAAAUGGAGAAAGUGAAGACCUUGUUCGUACCGCUCUUCGAGACACUGCAGUGCCUGCAGUGGGUGAAACACGACGAGCAAGGCGCAGAUGACGAUGAAGAUGGCGGCGUGCAUCUAGACCAUAGUCGGACAGAAAGCGAUGGGCACCACGACAGCAGCCUGCAUGCAGACAUGCAGCAGCUGGCGCUGCAAGUCCUGACCCAAGUGGCACAGCUGGUGUUUGUGGGCGGCCUUGAAGGUCGAGCUCGUGACCUGGCCUUGAAGAAGGUGGCCAAGUGUUUUCCUCAAACAGCGCCUGACACUCAGUCGGCAGUUGUGGUGGACACAACCCUAACGCACUGCGUGCGUGUGGGGUCGGUGUUCUUUCCGCGUCGCCAAACCACGCGAGAGACGCCCGCGAACGAUGCACGGCAAACUGUCUCACCGGAUGUCGUGCUCACACCACAGCAUGCCAAAACGUUGCAGGACAUGGCGCUGGUGCUGCAGGCCCACCGCAGCCUCACCAUGCGUGGUCCCACGGCCAGCGGCAAGACCCAGCUCAUUCGCUGGUUCGCCCGUGCAGCCAAUGCACCCACCCUCGAACUCCAUCUGAAGAAAGCAACGGAGAUCGGAGAUGUCAUGGGCCAACUGCGCGCAGAAAUGGGAAUUGUGCGCGUGCAGAGACUGGCCAACGCUGUCUCCAGCGCCCUGUGCAGCAUCUUCGUUGAUCUCAACACGCACGUCCUCAGUGCGCAGGAGAACGCACCUCAGCACACAGCUCAGGGCACAGCUGCGCUUGCAACUUCACUUACCCACGAUAUCGCCAAGCUGGCUUCGUGCAUGGACAAACUCGUGUGUGCUCUGCAAGCGGGAGACGUGGCCAAGGCGAUGCCCUUGAAGGAUGACAUCAAUCAGCAACUCGCAGACCUCCAAGCCAGACUCGAGGCCUCUGCCGCACAGAUUGGGCUGGAUGUACAAGCAUUUUCAUCUGCUGCGCAUGAGUUCACAGAGUCCAUUGACCACUUGCUUGUGCGCCUGGAUGACAUGUGUUUUGACGCGGGGGAUGGGCCUCUCCUGCAAGCUGCCCGCAACGGCUGGUGGCUUGUCCUGAACGAUGUCAACUUCUGCCCACACGACUUCUUGCUGCAGCUGCAAGGGUUUCUGGAGAACGACGUCGCUGACAUGGGUGCACACACUCCAAAAGACACCACCAACGGCACAAGCGCGUGGCAGGUGUCGCCAGACUUCCGCAUUAUCCUCACGUAUGACCCAGACCGACCAGGCGUGGUUCCGCUGCCACCCUCUGUGCGCCAGCGCUCUGUUGAAGUUGCACUGCCAGCAGUCGAUGCGGUGGAGCAGAGAGACACGUUGCAUCACAUCAUGAGCCAGUGGAUCUCAGAGAUUGGAUGCGACUAUCCACAACGAGUGGCAAACGUGUUUGUGACCGCCCACUUUGCAGCAAAGCAGGCAAUGUUACCUUCCGAGGCGGACGGUCCGUUUGCAGUGACAUUCCGAACAGCCAUCCGCGCAAUGAAGCUGUUCCGCACCCUCAUCCCUCACGUGACGCACGCCAACCUGCAGCAGGCAGUGCUCUUUGUGCUGCGUCAAGUCUACGAUCAGCAUGGUGGUGGCGUCAUCAAGCAGCCCUUGCUGGCCGAGCUCCAGCAUUGGCCUGGCGAAGAGCCGAGGUCACUCAACACAUGCAUCGUAUCAUCUGGCGAUACUGCCAUCUCAACAAUUGACGACACACUUGGUGCGCUCAUAUGGCACAUGGCGGGUGUGGCGAUGAAGGAUGACAGCACAACCGACAGCACACAGGAUAUUUGUCACUGGGCGGUGGCCAGAGCCAUGCAGUCCCUGGGCUGCGGCGGGGAGGAGCUGUCCCAUGCUCACUUUCCUGACAAGCCGCAGCUCUUCUUCAACGCCUUCGCUGAUCCCGAGCACUCCAUUGCGCUUCUUGCUCUGGAAGCUCAAAGCGUAGAGAUUGUGUCACGACAACAAGUGUUGGCGACUGUGCGCACUCUUCAACGCGCACUGGCAGAUAUUCCGCAAGUGGCAACCCUGCAGGACUGCGACAAAUGGCGCAACAAGCUGCAACAGUGGUUGGAGGCAUGUCAACACCUUGUGAUCGCAGGUCGCACAUUAUCCAGGCGCCCUGGCAUGCAAGACCUUGUCUCGUCCUUUGAAGGAGUGGUGGCUGCCCUGAGCAACUACGUGACUGCUUUUUCUGGACUGUUCAGGGAAGAGGUUGGUGCUCAGGUUCUGCUGUCUCGAUUCAGAGCACUCAUCGAAGCCGCGGAGCGACGCAUGGCAACGGCGUUGCCUGACUCCAAAGGAAGGCUUGGAUUCUUCAUUGCACAAAUGGAGGCAGUUGUUCGCGCCAAACUCGUGCCACUCUCCCUGCAAGACCAGUCCGUAUUUCGCAUUCUCGCCCAAUCUCCAUCGCUCCGAGGGCUCAUGCUACGAUUCAGCAUGUUCCUUCCAAAAGCCACCAUCCAUUUGUCAGCAGCAGCCCUCUGCCUGCGCAGGGACAUACCUUUCUCCGCUGACGAGUACACGGCCACAGCAACCACGCUUGCCAGAAUGGUCAGUGCCGCGGCCACCUCAAGUGAUGCUGGCGGCAAGGAAGCCAACCCUCUCUUGUCCCAGGAUUUCAUCACAAAGGCCAACUUGAUGCAAGACAAGUUUGAGGAUGUGAAGGAUAUCCUUGGGCCUCGCUUCAACAAAGCUCGUCGAGAGUACAGGAAGGCCGUCGCGGAGAAGCUUGAUGACGACACUCCCGACUCUGUUCGUACAUUCCUGUCAAACUUUGAAGAGCCUGCAUUGGCUCCACCGGAGGAGUGUGGGGAAGAGUUUGCAGAGCUUGUGGAGAAGCGACACCAAGUGGCGGGAUUGCACGAGGAGAUGACUGCGCUCAAGGAAGAGCUGGAUGACCUCAAGCAAUGCGUGUUUGAGAUGUUGGAAGAGCACGGUCCCGCGCUUCAGCCAUCGCAGCACCAGUUUGACGUAAUGGAGGCCAAGCGUGUCCUUGAAGGUGGUGCUGAUGCCGGCUUUGAGGAGAGCGAUAAGAUCCAAGACGCCUGGCAUGUGUUCCGGAACUUUGCAGCGUCAUCCCCGAACACAUUCCUGGUUGUUGUGAACGCUGCGGCUGAAGACUGGCGCACACAAGUGGAUGUGCAGCUGCUUUGCGAGCGUGGACAUGACACUGCGGUCGUUGUUGUUGUUCCUGCAUUCCUAUUGAGAGAGCGCCACGUAUCUGCGAACGAGAGCGAAGAAGUCAUGGACGGCGGAGCACUGAAACUCAGGGUCACGCUCGUUGAGGAAGCUGAGACCGGCGCAGGGUCCAAAAUGCUGGAGCAGGUCAUCACUCAGCUCAUGACACCUCACCGAGAUGCAGACUUUUCCCUCGAGCGCAAAGUGGAGCGGUUUCAGGGACGAAGAAAAGCGCUGACAGGGCACAGCACGGCAAGCCAUGUCAUGACCAGAGCCAUUGUUACACACUGCUCCUCCCAGCGCAAGGUUGUGGCGGCCUCAAACUCGAUCGUGAGGACGCUCGCCGCCUUGAAACGGCACGACAUGGAGUCUGACGCGUGGGUGAGCAAAGUUGGCUUGCUCAUCACCCACAUCAAGGGCUUGCACAAGGCUGUUGACGCCAACAAGGAUACUGAGCAUCAAAUGUCUGACGCAGUUGUCGAGUUUUGGGCAUCGCAGUCUAUUGAUGAGCGUACGAAGAUUGGCUUGCACCAUGCCCUCGUCACGCUGGCCAACGACGAUGUUCCUGGGUCUGCCCGCAUGCUGCAAGCUCUUGACCAAGACACAUUGGACAAGUACCGCUGCAUGUUUGCGGUGGUGCGCGUGUGCACGCUUUAUGCAUCACACGGGGAUGCCGGCAUGUCCUCCGUUCAACCUGCAAUCUCCUCCAUGCUUUCAGCGUGGUUGGAUGACGUUCCGCCACAAUCCACAAUGGCCGAUGCGCUCUCAACCAUCCUCUCCAGCUGUCCUCUAACCGCACGUGUCUUCAAGGACAAUAUCUCGGCUUUGUUGCAGCUGCUUGGUCAGAAACUUGUGGGCGGCAAGGAAGCACGUCAGCAGCUGGCGGCUGUUCUUGACCAACUGCGUGAACUGCAGGAGCAGCAACCAACGCCACCAGAGCUCGAGGCGGAUAUCAACCGGCUUUCCUCGUUGCUGAGCUCAGAUGAUGUUUGCGGAGUGGACAUGACGUUUUGGCAGCGAAAGCCCGAGGAAUGGCGAAAGCGUUUGCGUGAGGAGAAGCAGCGCCAUGCAAGACGAGAACUCCGUUCAAUGUUCAAACUGCCAGCUCUCGAAGGCACCCUCACGCAUGAGCUGGUGGACGCCUUGAAGGGGCUGGCUGCAGAUGUGAAGAAGUUCAACCGAUCGGCUGUGCAAUGCUCAGAUCUCCGGGCAAAGCUGAAACGUGUUCUGGCCGGCCAGGUUGUGGACAACAUUGCUGAUCUUGUCCACCAAAUCGCGGGUCUGUGUGGCGAAGCCACACAACUUAUGUCAAGACUGCAAGACAAGCAACACCUCGUGCUCCAACAACACAAGGUGCCAGCUGAUGUGUUGCCACACGUGCUCAAAGCGAUGCAGCGUGUCGCCAGUGCCACGUGUAUGACUCCAGAUACGACUGAGUCCGCAGAUUGGUUCAACCUCACACCAGAUGAGCUGGUACUUGGAGUGGUUCCAGCUGGGUGGCGCGUCGUGUUGUCCCGCGGCUUGAGUGCUGAAGAGAUUGAGCAGCAAGCAGAGCAAUUUUCGCAUUGCACAACGAAUACCUUCGGACCCAUGCAUGAACGCUUUGCGGGAAUGGAGCUCACCCUGAACAAUUGUGCCGAACAGGUGCGUAGUUCACUUUGUGAUCUGGUCAGAAGCAUCAAGGAAACGAUCCAGCAGUCAGAUCUGCAAGGUCACUCUCAAACAGGGAUGAGAAAGCGAGAAGCGCAAGAUCAAGUCGUGGACAAGCUGCAACAAGUCGAAGACGGGCUUGCAGCAGAGACCUCAGACGACAUUGACAGCCACACCGAGGCCCAAGAGUGCUUGAAUUUGGUCCUCCCUGGCACCAAGGCAUCACAGCAACUCCAGCACAUUUGCGGUGCACUCGAUGUGAUGCGCUGCUUUGACCAGUCCCAACACCAGGCCACGGAGGAUUCAGCAAGUCCCUCCACAGACCUGAUCCGGCGCGAAGGGGAAAGUGUUGUUGACUGCGUCCAGCGUGUCCUUCAGCGAACCAACAUUUCUGACCCGCACAAUGUUGCCGUGCAGAGGGUGUGGUGCUGGUACUUGUCGACUCUGUUGAUUGUGGGGGCGCGCAACAGCAGCGAGGUCAAGUGGGGCACGACAGAUGUUUCGGAACAAGCGCGGGAUGUUGCUGUGCGGUGCUGUCAGAGCCUGAUGGACUUUGGCAGCGCCGUUUCCGUCACCAAACGCACCAUCGAGUCAUUUGAGCAUGCGCUGUCCCAAUGUGACCUGUCCACCGGCACCUUCAAGUUCAGUGUGAAGGUGCUGCACUCGCUCAGCGUGCUUCACAUUUUGACGCUUCCACGGCCGCUCAUCGACGUUGCGUUUGCAUUGUCGCGAACCUCCGCGGUAGAAGCCAACGUGGAUGUGCCUGUUGCGGUGGGUCAGUUUGUGGAGGGCACGCUUCCUGAGUAUGCUCGAGCGCUGCUUCAGAGCGCCUUGUCUGGCCAGCCACCAUCAGUGAUCGACGCGCUGGAUGAGGUACUGCCACCUCCGAGUGAGGUGGAAACAUUGGACGCUCUCAUGCCUUGGGAAGGUGUGCUGUCGAACAUCUCCGCCACGCCCGCUCCAGCAGGAGCUAUUCCAGCCACGACUUUGGGCACCGAAGGGCCGUCCACCUUGACAACAUUCACCGCAGCAUUUGGGAACACCAACGAGGACAAAGAUGAUGACGAGGAUGAUGACAUUGUUGGUGACAACACGACAGCAUCGCAGGCAGCAAGUUUGUACGGCUUCAACCCUGAUGAUGCCGUUGAUCGCAUGAGCAUCAGUCUCAAAAAGCUCAUCUUUGACGAGGGUGCAACACCUGGCGACAGCGAUGGUGAUCACAGGUCCAGCGGUGACGGGAGCGGUGGAUCAAGGCCUGGUGCCCAUGUGGCCACACCAGCGCACGCUGAUGGUGUUCGCAUUUCUUCUUCGAUGCUGGCAAACGCCAUCAUCAAGACCAGCGCAUCCACCUCAUCUACCUCAUCAUCAUCAGACAGAAAGCGGAUGGUCACUUGCAAGGUCAAACUGACGAAAGAGGACAUCAUGGCUGCGACAAAGCAGUUCCAGCAUCGGCGUGGAAGCGGGGAAGUGCGAUUCCGACCUGCCGCGCUCUCUGCCGAUCGUGAGAUUGGACAUGUGACCACGGUCAAAGACAUUGACUUCAAGGAUGGGUUCUCGUUUCAGGAGUCCCUGUUUGGCCGGCUGUGUCGUGCGCACCACAUGAACAUCCUGUCCCUUCAGCAAAAGGUGCUGGAUCUGCUCAUGCAAACACACGUUCGCGGUGUGGAGGUGCAUCUUGAGGUGGCCAUUCUGGUCGACAAUUCGCUCUCCAUGCAAGGCGGGUGCGGCAACCAAGCUCGCCAAACACUGGUGGUGCUGUUGGAGGCACUGCGGCGCCUGGAAUUGAAGACUGCGGUCCUUUCGUUUGCUGGGAAGGGCCAGGAGCGGUGGCUGAAGAAGUUUGAGCACGCCAUGUCCUGUGAGAAGGGUGAAGAAGUGCUGCUGCGCCUCAACUUCAACCAGUUUGGCACUGCAAUUGCGGAUGCAAUGCACUGUGCGCGCGCGCAUCUGGCUGAGCGUCGACGCACGCGCUCCGCCAGUGGGAAAGCCGUGUAUCCGCAGACAAUGGUGGUGAUCACAGACGGUCUGUCAAGCCAACUGAAGGCGGAGGGGCAGGCCCAUUCUGCGUUCUCGCAGGUGCUGUCGAAAGCUACCUCAGAAGGCGUGAAGGUUGUUGGCAUUGAGAUGAGCAGCUCAACGGCGAUGGGUGGAAGCGACUUGCGCAGCUUGGCCAAGCAUGGGCUGGCAUGGACCCAGCCAAACCUGAAGAGCAUGAGCGUGGAGGUGCCCAGCGUGUUGUGCCGGGUGCUGGAGGAGCAGCUGAGGCAGCACAAGGGUGUUGUGUCACGCCAGCCUCCAUUCGAUGGCAACCGCGUGCGUCUGGGUGUCAACGGACGCAUCUCAGCCUUUGAGCUUGAUUUGCAGGAGCUGGCCAGCGAUCGGUGGAUUGACACGUACAAGCCAGGGCCGUACCGCCCGCCAAAUGUGUGCGUGCAGGCCCUUGGUGCUCCACCGCAGAAGUGCAAGGCGCCGAUGCUGCGUUCGGAUGUUCUGCGGAAGAUGCGUGUGACCCACACGAUGUAUCGACGCGCCGCAACCCCGUGUGAACACUCAGCUCAGUGGUACACGGACACGUUGCAGAAGUACGGCCAGCAAGUGAACAUGGUGCAAGAUGUGCUGAAGCAGCACCUGACGAAGCGUGCAUCCAUGCGCAAGAAGGCUGGCUUCACCAGCGGCAAGAGCGUCAACCCAGCCAAGCUGAUGCAAUGCAAGGCGACCCAAUUCACCUCCACUGCGUAUUGGGAACGCUACGUGCCUGAGGGCCGGCCAGCCUACCGCUUUGCACUGGCAAUUGACAUGAGCGCAUCCACCGGUGACACGCCAACGUCCUUCUUCAAUGCACAGUCCCUGGUGCUGCUGCUGGAGGCCUUCAAGCGAUUUGGGCUGCAUGACACAAUUGUGUACGGGUUUGGCGAGAGCGCGUGCACGCUGAUGAAGGAUCGCACAGAGCACGUGGACGCGACAGCGCUGAGCACCAUCGUGCGCACGCUGGCAACUGUUGGGUUUGCGCAGCAGUCGACGAACGUGGCUGCCGCCAUCGCCGCUGGCGUGGAGCUGUUGACGGAGGCGAAUGACAACGACGCGAGUGUUGAGACGUCGACGCUGUUUGUGUUGACGGACGAUACGCCAGAUCCACAGCAUGAGGCCGCGCUGCGGUACGCCGCUGCCCUCGGCAUUGACGCGGUGCAGAUUGUGAUUGGCACGGUGCCCACGUCCACGCAGCGCGCGUUCACCCGCUUCAUCGAAGUGUCGUCGCCGCUUGAGCUGCCAAAAGCACUUGACAUGUACUUUAAGCGCGUGCAUCUUCCGCAAGCACGAAGCCAAAUGGUCCCCGUGCGCAGGGGUGAUUUCGUGCUGAGUGAUGAUGGGCAGAAGGAUGUGCAGGAAAAGGUCGCUGCUGAGUUGGCCAAAGACAGCCCGUAUCGAGGGUAUCUUGUUGAGGAAGAGGACGAGUUUGUCGUAGAGGCGCAAGUCGAAGGGACUGGGAAUAGACAGCACUUGCUACUUGACAUGAGCGAACUCUGUUGAAGUGAUGCUUGUGUAUUUGUGUGUUGUGUGUGUGGGGGGGGGUGCGUUAUUGGGCUUGAAGUGUUCAAAGAUGAGAGGACGUGUUUCUGUUUCUUCUGUUCAGGAGGGGGGCGGACUGUUGACGAGGAGAG
Messenger RNA from Salpingoeca rosetta, 17439 nucleotides. RefSeq lists its product as uncharacterized. Gene Ontology annotation, biological process: ribosomal large subunit assembly; rRNA processing. Lineage: Eukaryota; Choanoflagellata; Craspedida; Salpingoecidae. Bases 143 to 17308 code for a protein of 5721 amino acids. Gene Ontology annotation, cellular component: preribosome, large subunit precursor. Gene Ontology annotation, molecular function: ATP binding; ATP hydrolysis activity. The transcript is spliced from 5 exons. The record is from RefSeq and is a predicted model, not a curated record.